Scophthalmus maximus (turbot) is the source of this 1276-nucleotide messenger RNA. RefSeq names its product synaptonemal complex central element protein 3 (gene syce3). Gene Ontology annotation, biological process: spermatogenesis; reciprocal meiotic recombination; synaptonemal complex assembly. The coding region runs from base 288 to 572 and encodes 94 amino acids. The record is from RefSeq and is a predicted model, not a curated record. NCBI's taxonomy places the organism in Eukaryota, Metazoa, Chordata, Actinopteri, Pleuronectiformes, Scophthalmidae. The transcript has 4 exons.
CAGAAUUUGACAAGCUAUGCAGUAGUUAACUGAUAACUUAAAUAAUCAUUUUUGAGAAUAAUAUUUAGCUUUUCCCAGCUGUGAAUGAGUGCAGGCAGCUUUAUGGAAGAAGGCUGCGCAUGAGAAAAAUGAUCCGGACGAUCGCGGCGCGUGACGUCAUCAGAGUAUAAAUUGAAAACGCGCAAAGCGUCGUGUUUUUCUUUUUUUUCUCCGUCUGAGUUAACGCGAGAACUCCCAACUCCAGUGACGCGUCUGUUUUCGUCUCUCGGGAGAAAAAGCGUUGUAACAUGGAAAACGCAGGGAAGACCAGAGAACAAGCUCCCUCCGCUGCCGACGUGGAUCUGGAAACCGUACUGACGGGGCUUAACUCCUUGUCCAACUGUAUGACUCAACUGGCAUUGCGAACCCAGCUGAGGCUGUGUGAUCUGAUCGUUUGUGUCGGCUCCCCCGACAAGCCGACGGGUCUGAAAAAUCCAGGAGGCAUGGAAGCAGCGCCCCCCCUGCCUGACCUGAUCCUGAGGCAUGAAGAACAGAGGUUUUGGAGGUCCUUGGUUGAGGGAGCUUGCAGAUGAAUGAGCCAGGACACCUGAUGGUGCUGCCAUCUUGUGGACAUUAUGGAAAGUGUCAAAUAGAAAUGCAGUAAUAUGGAGAUUUUAAAGUUCCACUGUUCAGCUGUUAAAACCACUAACGAUAAAUAUUAAGAGGCACAUACCUGUACAUGGAAAGUCUUUCAGCGAUUAGCCGUGCUGUUCACUGCUCUCGCUCCUGUCGACAUGCAGAUUGUGCUGGCUGAGGUUGAAGGAAAUUACAACAACAUGUUUCUGCUGAGGACCAAUCAAAAAAUUAUCAUAAUGAUCAAUAGGCUUGGUGUUUGUGGCGUAGUUAACUUGUGUGUUAAAGGUCGCUGAAGGGAAGGAUUCAUUUUUGGUUGACGAGGAAGUUGGAUGUUUCCUUUCAGCAGGCGGCCGGAGCUUCUCACACAGUGAAUAAGUUAGCAAACAUGAACACCAGGUAAGCUUUCAAAGCGAAAAAGCAGCUGAGAUACAGUACUGAGGUUGUUCUUCAUCUGACGGCAGUUCUUUUGAGCGCAGCACCGUUGUCACGGUGACUUUCUCUUACCUCUGGAGUGAGAGACCUUGAGUUCAGCCUCUCUCGGUGGUCGAGAUGAGGUGACCUGUAGUUACCUUCACAGUGCUCAUCACUGUCUUGCUGCUCAGAUGAAGUAAUCUUCCUCCUGGUCUGGACCGUCAUGGUCAUCAUCACUUUGUGUCCUGCA